Molecule: messenger RNA, 2690 nt
Organism: Columba livia (rock pigeon)
Lineage: Eukaryota; Metazoa; Chordata; Aves; Columbiformes; Columbidae
Gene: SLC30A7
Product: solute carrier family 30 member 7
Exons: 11
Coding region: 156-1292 (378 amino acids)
Biological process (GO): zinc ion import into Golgi lumen; intracellular zinc ion homeostasis
Cellular component (GO): cytoplasmic vesicle; Golgi apparatus; membrane
Molecular function (GO): zinc ion transmembrane transporter activity
Source: RefSeq, a predicted model, not a curated record
GGCGACACGCGCGCUCCGCCACGCCCCCCGCAGCGCCAUGUGCGGCGGCGGCGCGCAGGCGUAGGCCGGAAGUGUGACUGGCGUGUGGGCCGGCCGGGGGCAGCGCUGCCGCCCCGCCUGCUCGCCGGGCACGCCGCGGCCCCGGCGCCGGGAACAUGUUGCCCCUCUCCAUCAAGGACGAUGAGUACAAGCCGCCUAAGUUCAACCUGCUCAGGAAGGUGUCGGGUUGGUUCAGGUCCAUCCUAGCGGACAAGACCUCCCGCAACCUCUUCUUCUUCCUCUGCCUCAACCUCUCCUUCGCUUUCGUGGAGCUGCUCUACGGCAUCUGGAGUAACAGCUUAGGUCUAAUAUCAGAUUCCUUUCAUAUGUUUUUCGACUGUACUGCUCUAUUGGCUGGAUUAGCAGCUUCAGUUAUUUCAAAAUGGAGGUCAAACGAUGCUUUCUCAUAUGGGUAUGUUCGAGCAGAAGUACUUGCUGGUUUUGUAAAUGGUUUAUUCCUCAUCUUUACAGCAUUCUUCAUUUUUUCUGAAGGUGUUGAGAGAGCGCUUGAACCUCCUGACGUGCAUCAUGAGAGACUUCUUCCUGUUUCUAUACUAGGAUUUAUUGUAAAUCUUAUAGGGAUAUUUGUUUUUCAACAUGGAGGUCAUGGACAUUCACAUGGCUCUGGGCAUGAACACAGCCAUUCUCUAUUUAAUGGUGGCCUCAGCCAUGGACAUAGUCACGGAGGUCAUGGUCACAGCCAUGAACAUAAACAUGGCCAUGGACACACUCAUGAUCACGGCCACGGACACUCUCACGGUCAGAGUUAUUGCCAUGAUGACCAUUCACUUGAAGGGAUGGCUGGAUCCAGCAAACAAAUUUUACAAGGUGUAUUUCUACACAUUGUUGCGGACACACUUGGAAGUAUCGGUGUAAUCAUAUCUGCUAUAUUGAUGCAGAACUAUGGUCUCAUGAUAGCAGAUCCUAUUUGUUCAAUGCUGAUAGCAAUACUUAUAGGUGUAAGUAUUGUUCCACUUUUAAGGGAAUCCAUUGGAAUUUUGAUGCAGCGAACUCCUCCUUCCCUGGAAAAGGUGCUGCCUCAGUGCUACCAGAGGGUGCAGCAGUUGCAGGGAGUUUACAGUUUACAUGAUCCACACUUCUGGACCCUCUGUACUGAUGUUUAUAUAGGGACUUUGAAAUUAUUAGUAGCUCCUGAUGCUGAUGGGAGGUGGAUUCUAAGCCAGACUCACAACAUUUUUACUCAGGCAGGAGUAAGACAGCUUUACAUUCAGAUUGAUGUCGCAGCCAUGUAGUGAAUUUCUGAAAUUGUGCUGUUGGACCAAAGUUUUCUGUGCUGUAACGGUAUAACAACUGAUUUCUCAAGACAGAGCCGCCUCCGCCACCGUUCUGGAAUCGGCUGAAUAGAUUUCUGCCCUUGGGCUACAGAUGGAGUUCACUUCUAAGGACGAAAUAUUGAAUGAAUGUUACGGACUUUGGGUCUUGUCUUUUUGUGGCCCCUAAACUUGCAAGUUUUUGAGGGUUUUUUACUUACUAAGAUUGUGGUACUGGAAACCCUGUCAUGUCUUCAGUAAAGCUGCUGAAACCACUGCUCAUUCCCAUAAAAACAGUGUUAUCAACAAUUGGAAACUUGUUUUGUAGAUAAUGUCACAAUGGCUGACAUGCUUCAAUAUAAUUGUAUGUUUGUACGAUUGUUUGUACUUUGCAAACUUAAUGAACCAAACCAUAUUGGGUUUUCAAAGUGCCUUUUAUGUCAGGAGAGGUAUUUGCCAGCAAAAAUAUGGAGCAUCAAAGGGUUUUAUUACUUUUACAAAUAUCUUGUCUGCAGUCUGAUUAUUUACUAGUGAUGUAUGUGGGGGGUUGUGUACUUGUGUAAGUGUAGAUAUUAGACUACUUUUGGACUUGUAUCUUACCAAACAGACAGAAAAAUUCUAAAUGUAAAAGGCAAAGCUGUUGGGAAGAGACUUGCUUCCAAAACAAGCUGGAUAUUUUGUUGCAUGUAUCUUGUGGACAUUCUUUUAGUCAAAAUAUGAAAUUUAACUCCAGUUCCUAGUCCCUUCACACUUCUGAGAGUAAUGAGACAUUACAUGAUGAUACCCAUGUUCAUAAUGGUCACUGAAUCAACAGGCAGCUGGGGGAAGAUGCUGGUGAUGGAAGCAAUGAUUUAUCUUCCGGAUUAUAUAGUGGGAAAAAUUAAAUCCCUAAAUUGUUUGUGAAAGCUUAAAUCUCCUUGAUUUUAAUAGGUUGUAAUAAUUUUUAUUAAAGUGAUUGGUGAGGUAACUUUUGCUUUUCCAAAUGUUGGGAAUAGUUCUUCCGAUGGUUAUAUAAUAGCUAAAAUGGAAGUCAGGACCAUGGUUCGUGCUGUUCAACACUCUGCUGCUUCCAGGUUGACAAGUCUGGUGGUUUUGACUAUCUUACUGUAGCCUUGUGUGUUUUCAUGGGGGGAAAAGAUUCUCAUUGUCUUGUUGUUUUUCUAGAAACAUCAGUCUGUCAUAUUUUUCUAGCAUUUAUAAUAAUUUUACACUUUCAGAUCUGAGCAUUGUUUUCAGAGACAAUCUGCUAUACUUGGUAUUACAGAUGUUAAUUUCACUAUGCUGUAGUAGUUAACUUUGUAAUGGGAGGUUUUUAUAAGAGGACAUUUUACAAACAGAACAUUGUGGAGUAAAAAACAAGACAGCCGUUUUUCUGAUAAA